Molecule: messenger RNA, 718 nt
Organism: Urocitellus parryii (Arctic ground squirrel)
Lineage: Eukaryota; Metazoa; Chordata; Mammalia; Rodentia; Sciuridae
Gene: Nopchap1
Product: NOP protein chaperone 1
Biological process (GO): box C/D snoRNP assembly
Molecular function (GO): box C/D methylation guide snoRNP complex binding
Source: RefSeq, a predicted model, not a curated record
UGCAGGCCGGCUGGGAAAGCAUGGAGGUCCACGGUGAGCUUAGCGCCAGCCCCAGCUCAAGCUGUUCGUCGUCCACCCGGAACUGCUCGGGGGCCUCCGUGUCCAGCGAGCUGCUGACAGCGGGGAGCCAUGGCCGAGGAGGUAUAUGGGACAGGUUACUCAUCAACUCCAAGCCUAACUCCAGAAAGGCCUCCACUCUUCAGACAGUUCGGAUAGAGAGGAGCCCGUUGUUAGACCAAGUUCAGAACUUUCUCCCCCAGAUGGCCCAGGCAAAUGAGAAACUACGGAAAGAAAUGGCUGCUGCUCCACCUGGUCGCUUCAAUAUCGAGAGUCUCGAUGGGACUCUCGGGAAAGUGAUACAGAUGGAUGUGGCCUUAUUUGAGAUGGAUCACUCAGAUUCAAAAGAAAUGGACAGUUCAGAGGAGAGUUCACAAGAGAGUUCAGAGGACAGUUCAGAAUCUGAGGAUGAAGAUGACAGCAUCUCGYCUGAAGUUACCAUAGAUAACAUUAAGCUUCCUAAUUCAGAAGGUGGAAAAGGCAAGAUUGAAGUGUUGGACAGUCCAGCAAGUAAAAAAAAGAAACAGUGAAGAAAUUGAUCUGAAAAGAAACAGGUGGUGUAUAUCUGCUAAUUCUGUGAAAAAGAAUGUGGUUCACUGGCUGUUUUACAUUUCUGAAGCUGAUAGUGUUCUUAUGUGUUGAAAGAAAAACUUUAGACGAA